AUGUCUUACCCAUUCUCAGGGAAUCGCCAAUCUCAGAGCGAUUACAGAAGCCACGAUUACUCCACACGGCAGCCGCCUCAUCAGGGCGGCCAAUAUUACGACGACGACUAUUACAACGCCGCUCAGUCUUCGGGUGCAUAUCCAAUGAGCGGAGGCGAGCAAUACCGGGACAACUACUAUCCUUCCAACCACCAACACCAGCACUCCAUGAGCGGCAACGACGCAGCAGACGACACGCUUCGCGAUCACGGCGCACAGGGCUACAGCGAGAAGGCAGCCGUGGCCGCCACUCCAGGUGGCGGCACCACGCCUGGUAGCACCGACGCUUACGCCAACUACGGCAGCCGUGGAAAUGCCAACCGCAACUCCAUCUUCUCACAGCAAGACCGCCACGUCUUCUUCAAGCGCUCAGUCCCCGUCAGGGCGCUCCGCUCCAUCUUCUGCAUCGUCCUCUGGACGAUCAUCAUCAUCAUCACCGUCAUCCUCCUUGUGGUCCUCUUUGCCCGACCACCCAACAUUGCCCUCCUCUCCGUCGACCCGCCUACUGCCCAGGACUUCGAUGUGAGCGGGACGAGCUUCACGGCCAAUGGCUCGGUCAACUUUGCCGUCUCCAACCCCAACAGCUUCUCGGCGACGAUUACGCAUUUGAAUGCGCAGCUCUUUGAUGCGAAUCUGCCUAAUGAUGUACAGAUUGGCAACGGCACGCUCAAGGAUCAGAAGAUCAAGGCCAACGACAACACGACGAUCGUCUUCCCAUUCACGCUGGGCAUCAACUUGCAGAACGGGGCUGAGGCCUUGAUUCAGGACGUCGUCUCAUCGUGCGGGUUAGACCCUAGCAGCAGCUCGAAGGCGUCGGGUAACCUCAAUGUCCGUCUAGCAAUCGACGCCCACAUCUCCGUUCUCUCCAUCGGGGUCAGCGUCCCCGUCAACCGCAACAUCUCCGUCGAGUGUCCUACCAAUCAGCUCGCAGACGUCAUCAAGAGCAUCACAGGGGCGGUCGGUGACAUUGGGUCGGCGGUCCAGAGCAUCCUCGGCGGUGGCAGCAAGAGGAGUUUCGCUACACCGCUUCCUCUGGACGGAUCGUCGAUGCUGGAGCGUGACGGUGCUGGCCAAGACGACUUGCCGGCACAGCUGGAUUUGUUGAGUCGGCGUGAAGUCCUCGGCAAGAUCGUCGAGGCGUGGCUCCCGCGUAGCGCUGCUGGUAGCAAGCCCCUCGCUAUUCGCGCGCCAGGCGACAUCGAGCUCUGA
Messenger RNA from Jaminaea rosea, 1248 nucleotides. RefSeq lists its product as hypothetical. The record is from RefSeq and is a predicted model, not a curated record. Lineage: Eukaryota; Fungi; Basidiomycota; Exobasidiomycetes; Microstromatales. The transcript has 2 exons. Bases 1 to 1248 code for a protein of 415 amino acids.